GCGCGGGAGGACGGGCGGGCAGGCAGUUGGCACAGUCGACGUUGGCGCGUCUGAGCCUCGGGUGUCCGGAGCCAGCGAUCCAGGCAGCGGCGCCGCGCGGGGGGCUGCAGCGGGGAGGAGCAGAGGCCGGCGGCGCUCUGCAGGGCAGCCCGGGGCGCGCCCCAGCCUUGCCUGUGGCUCCGGACUUGGGAGCCUUCCCGGAUCGCGUCCCGCGCGGCCACAUGGCUUCGCUCCGCGCGCUGCUGUCCUGUCUGAUCCCCUUGUACUGCGCGCUCUGCGCAGCUGCGGACAGCCAGACCUCAGGGCCGCGUCUGUCUAGAAAGCUCAGUGACUAUGCUGUGACUGUGCCCUGCAGUACAGAUUUUCAGGGACGCUUCCUCUCCCACGUAGUGUCUGGCCCAGCGGCUGCAUCGGCAGGGAGCAUAGGAGUGGACAGGACACCCAUCCCACCACUGCGCUCCAGGGUGGCUCGCAGCCCUGUUGUGAGCCCAGACAGACGGACUUUGCCACCUGGCAGGAUGCAGCGCUACUUCCUCUACUUCAACGUGACCGUUUUUGGGAAGGAGCUGCAUUUGCGCCUUCGGCCCAACCGAAGGCUGGUGGUGCCUGGGGCCUCAGUGGAGUGGCAGGAGGAUUUUCAGGAGCUGUUCCGGCAUCCUUUGCAGCAGGAGUGUGUGUACACUGGAGGUGUCACUGGAAUGCCAGGGGCAGCUGUUGCCAUCAGCAACUGUGAUGGAUUGGCGGGCCUCAUCCGCACUGACAGCACCGACUACUUCAUCGAGCCUCUGGAGCGGGGCCAGCAGGAGAAGGAGGCUGGCGGGAGGACCCACGUGGUGUACCGCCGCGAAGCCGUGCAGCGGGACAGAGGAGAGCCUCACCAAGUCCUUCACAAUGAAGCCUUUGGCCCGGGUGACCUUCCCAACCUGCUGAGCCUGGUAGGGGACCAGCUGGGCGACACGGAGCGGAAGCGGCGCCACGCCAAGCCGGGCAGCUACAGCAUCGAGGUGCUACUGGUGGUGGACGACUCGGUGGUUCGCUUCCACGGCAGGGAGCAUGUGCAGAACUACGUGCUCACCCUCAUGAACAUCGUGGAUGAGAUUUACCACGAUGAGUCCCUGGGUGCCCACAUGAACAUUGCCCUUGUCCGUUUGAUCAUGGUUGGCUACCGGCAGUCUCUGAACCUGAUUGAACGCGGGAAUCCUGCACGCAGCCUGGAGCAGGUGUGUCGCUGGGCACAAUCCCAGCAGCGCCAGGACCCUGGCCAUGCUGAGCAUCACGACCACGUCAUCUUCCUCACCCGGCAGAACUUUGGGCCCUCAGGUAUGCAAGGGUACGCGCCUGUCACUGGCAUGUGUCACCCCCUGAGAAGCUGUGCCCUCAACCAUGAGGAUGGCUUUUCUUCUGCUUUUGUGGUGGCCCAUGAGACUGGCCACGUGCUUGGAAUGGAACAUGAUGGGCAGGGGAAUGGCUGCUCCGACGAGACCAGCCUGGGCAGCGUCAUGGCGCCCCUGGUGCAGGCCGCCUUCCACCGCUUCCACUGGUCCCGCUGUAGCAAGCUGGAACUCAGCCGCUACCUCCCGUCCUACGACUGCCUCCUCGAUGACCCCUUUGAUCCCGCCUGGCCCCAGCCCCCAGAGCUGCCUGGGAUUGACUACUCGAUGGAUGAGCAGUGCCGCUUUGACUUCGGCACUGGAUAUCAGACCUGCUUGGCAUUCAGGACUUUUGAACCCUGCAAGCAGUUGUGGUGCAGCCACCCUGAUAACCCGUACUUCUGCAAGACCAAGAAGGGGCCCCCGCUGGAUGGAACUGAAUGUGAACCAGGCAAGUGGUGCUUCAAAGGUCACUGCAUCUGGAAGUCGCCAGAGCAGAUGUAUGGCCAGGAUGGAGGCUGGAGUCCCUGGUCCACGUUUGGGUCGUGUUCUCGGUCUUGCGGAGGUGGAGUGCGAUCCCGCAGUCGGAGCUGUGACAACCCCCCCCCAGCCUAUGGAGGCCGCUCCUGUUCAGGACCCUUGUUCGAGUACCAGAUCUGCAACAGUGAGGACUGUCCCGGGCCCUACGAGGACUUCCGGGCCCAGCAGUGUGCCAAGCGCAACUCCUACUACAUCCACCAGAAUGCCAAGCACAGCUGGCUCCCCUAUGAGCCGAAUGAUGACACCCAGAAGUGUGAGCUGAUCUGCCAGUCAGCGGACACGGGCGAGGUGGUGUACAUGAACCAAGUGGUCCACGAUGGGACACGCUGCAGCUACCGGGACCCGUACAGUGUCUGUGCCCGUGGCGAGUGUGUGCCCUUUGGCUGUGACAAGGAGAUGGGGUCCAUGAAGGCAGAUGACAAGUGCGGAGUUUGUGGCGGUGACAAUUCCCACUGCAGGACCGUGAAGGGGACGCUGGGCAAAGCCUCCAAGCAGGCAGCAGCUCACAAACUGGUGCAGAUACCAGCGGGAGCCAGACACAUCCAGAUUGAGACGCUGGAGAAGGCGCCCCACCGCAUCGCCGUGAAGAACCAGGUCACCGGCAGCUUCAUCCUCAACCCCAAGGGCAAGGAAGCCUUGAGCCAGACCUUUACCGCGCUGGGCUUGGAGUGGGAACAUGAGGUGGAAGAUACCAAGGACAGCCUCAAGACCAGCGGGCCCUUGCCUGAAGCCAUCGCUGUCCUGGUGCUCCCCCCAGCUGAGGGUAGCCCCCGAGGCAGCCUGGCCUAUAAGUACAUCAUCCACGAGGACCUGCUGCCCCUCAUCGGGAGCAACAACGUGCUUCUGGAGGAGACGGAUACCUACGAGUGGGCGCUCAAGAGCUGGGCCCCUUGCACCAAGGCCUGUGGAGGAGGUAUCCAGUUCACCAAGUAUGGCUGCCGGCGCAGACAGGACCACCACAUGGUGCACCAGCACCUGUGUGACCCCCGGAAGAGGCCCAAGCCUAUCCGCCGGCGCUGCAACCAGCACCCGUGCCCCCAGCCCGGAUGGGUGACGGAAGAAUGGAGUGCCUGCAGCCGGAGCUGCGGGAAGCUGGGGGUGCAGACUCGGGGGGUACAGUGCCUGCUGCCCCUCUCCAACGGCACCCGUAAGGCCAUGCCAGCCAAGGCCUGUCCUGGUACCCGGCCUGAGGCCCGGAGGCCCUGCCUCCGCAUUCCCUGCCCAGCCCAGUGGCGAAUGGGAGCCUGGUCCCAGUGCUCUGCCACCUGUGGAGAGGGCAUCCAGCAGCGGCAGGUGGUGUGCAGGACCACGGCCAACAGCCUCAGGCAGUGCGAGGGCGACAAACCAGACACCGUGCAGGUCUGCAGCCUGCCCGCCUGUGAAGGAAGUCUCCAUAACUCCACAGCAACAGCAGAGAUCCAGGAACUCGUGACCCUAGCGGGACAGCAAGUGUCAGAGGCAGGGUCCUUGCCUCCCAUAAACAAGAUAUCGCCAACAGAGCCCUGCGCGGGAGACAGGUCCAUCUUCUGCCAGAUGGAAGUGCUUGAUCACCACUGUGCCAUCCCUGGCUACCACCAGCUGUGCUGUGAGUCCUGCUCCAAGAGGGUCUCAGGCCCCAACACCAGCCUAGACCCUGACCUGGCCUCUACACCCACCUCCCCCACUCCUGGGAGCCCCUUACCACAACCCAAGGCCACUCGUGACAUCAUGGAGCCUACCAUGGAGCCAGCAGGACCUGAUGACCAUCAGCAUGGCCGACCCACACAGCUCCCAGGGCCACCAGACAUGAGGUCCUCAGUCAUCCAGCCUCAUUCUGUCCCGCAGACCCUGAGCCCCAGAGCAUUUAGGGACACUUCCCCUACCACGCCCCAGAGACCACCUUGGGGUUGGACCCCAGCAUCUGUGACAGCCUCUGAGGACCAUGGGCAGCCCAGAGAGGAAUCGAGGCAUCCAGGAACCGGCCUUCCCACCACCUCCCCCGUAACAUGAGCCACACCGUGCCAUCCUGCCAGUCACGUUUACACUCUGCGUGCUGCCCUGGUGGACUCAGAGCUCAGGGGACUCAGAGGACUCAUGCAGCAGGGCAAGGGCAAGCACGGACUUCGUUUUUAAGUUAUUUGUCUUCUCAUUCUUGUUUGGGGCCAUGAUGCUCUUUCCCAAACGAUGGAGUGGGAGGCAGAAGAUCAGGGAAAGCCCAAACUGGAGAUACCUCAGCCAACAGUGCCAGCCUGGACCUCUCAGGAGUUCCUGGGGUCUCUCAGAACUGAGAGUCUGCCAGCGCCCUUCCCCAAGCCACCAGGGCCCAGGUUAGGUCUGAAGUUCAUACCAGAAGCUGUCAGGGCUGCCUGCUUUCCCAGGACUUGUGGGGACAGCAUGGCACAGUGGGCAGAGGGCGGUGAGGGUGUUCACAAGGCAGGCUGGGAGCAGGACCUGGAACGAGCACAGUGGCCAGGCCUCCCUCCUGUAGUAUGGGCUAGAGCACAGGCGAGCUCACCUCAGGCCCGCUGUCCUCAGUUGAGGGCCCCAUGCAGUUUCACAAGCCAAGCACUGGGGCAGGGGCCCUCUCACUUCUACUGGCUGGAGAGCAGAGUUUGUGGCUAUACUUUGCCACUGUGGAUGUCACUUGUUAUUCCUGAGUCAACGUUACAGAGCGGUCACACACCCAGCCCACGGAGGAGGAUGCCCAGGGCUUGCUGGCCCCCAAGUCCUCAUCAUCAGGGGUUUCCAAACUGGUGCUGGACCCCUGGCUGGACCAGGAGUCAGCCCUGCAGAGGGAGGAGUGGACCGGCCUGGAAGGUGACUGUGGGAUACGUGGGAGACGUGAUUUCUCAGGCUGGGCCCCUCUGUCAUUGUCCUUGCCAAAGUUUACUCCUGCUGGAGUCAGGGGUCUUCUCCCACUUGGCUUGAGCCAUGCCUGGAGUGUGUGAUGCUCUGAGGACCAGAAAGCUACUCAGCCAGGCCCAGAGGGUGAGAGGGUGAGAAGGGGGGGGCCUCUGGCCCCACGCUGGAGUGGGGAGGGCACACUGACCCGUGGUGCUACAGGGGCUCAGCCAGGCCAGCUGCCCUUCCUGCCACCUCCAAGAGGCAGGCAACAGCUCUAGGCUCUCUGGAUCUCAGGGAGUAGCUUCAACUUCCAGGAUGCUUCUAGGGGUUUUCAUUCCUGGGGUCUGGAGGGAUCUCAGAGCUCUCAGAUGAGUCUGGCUCAUAAAGGUGCUUGUCAGUCUCCCUUCCCAGGCAGCAAUGGGGUCCUGCCCUGCAGCCUUAAGUAGUUGGGGUUCCAGGGCCUCCAGGUAUUCUCCCAGGCCUGCCCUCCCCUCUGUAGGUUGCUGGGGCACACACCAAAGCAUUCCUGUGAGAACCAGCCUGGCCUGGGCAAAGGAGUGUAAACCCUGUGCUUUGGAGACCCGGAUCUCUGAAAUGUUAUGUAUUUAUUAACAUUGCCCUUGGUGUUUUGUUUUGAACUCCAAAAAGUGUUGCUCUG
Molecule: messenger RNA, 5391 nt
Organism: Cavia porcellus (domestic guinea pig)
Lineage: Eukaryota; Metazoa; Chordata; Mammalia; Rodentia; Caviidae
Gene: Adamts14
Product: ADAM metallopeptidase with thrombospondin type 1 motif 14
Exons: 22
Coding region: 222-3899 (1225 amino acids)
Biological process (GO): extracellular matrix organization; proteolysis
Cellular component (GO): extracellular matrix
Molecular function (GO): metalloendopeptidase activity
Source: RefSeq, a predicted model, not a curated record